AUGGCGCUUUGGAUUUGUUUGUAAUUAUUAUACUCAAAAGGUAAGGUUUUUUAUUAUGCAUUUUAAGCUGCUACUCAAAAUGUAGUUAUGAAUCCUAUUCCUAUAAUUGAAGUUGUUGGAUUUCAUACAAUAUUAACAUAAUUGGAGUUAAGUUUGUUCCAUCUUCCUUUUUACAAAUUACUAAAUACAUAAAUUUUUAAAUUGCCUGCUGUUAUUUUAGGAGAUACUGGCAAUGUUGAUUUAACUAAAGAUAUGCAAGUCUUUAAAAGAAAUUAUUUAAAUCCAAAAUUAUUUAUGAUAGUACUUUAGAAAAAAGAUGAUGUAUAUUAAGCACAUAAAACUACUAGUUUAAGUAAUUUAUACCAAGAAAAUUCAACUGAUAUAAUAAUUUUGGCAAGUUCUUGGAAUUAUAAUCCAUAACUUUAAAUAAAUAACAUAAUAAUCUUUAACUUGAUGAUUUAUUUAAUAUUAAUUAUUAAAUACGUAUAAUUAUUAAAUACAUAUAAUUAUUAAAAUUCUUUGUAAAAUUUAAGUAAAAGUGGUAUAUCUAAUGCUAAAUUUUUAAUAAAUAUACUUUUAUGUAGAUGAAGAUGGAGCUGAUACAAAUUUCUUAAAUUGUAAUGGUGAUUGUUAAGUUUCUUUGAAUAGUUUUAGAAGUUACGUUUGUUUAAUAUGCAAAUCUCCUCAAUUAAUGAAUGAAGCAAAUUUUCUUAUUAAUUGUAUUCUGUUGCAGAUGAUUUAUCUAAUGUUGAAGAAACUGUUAAUAUAUGUUGUAAUUUUAAAUAUAAUUCUUGCAUAAAAAAUGAUAAUUAUAAUUCUUUUGGAUAUUAUUUAAUCCAACCUGCAGCUUGAGUUUAUGUAAUAAGUUCAAGUUGUGGAGAUAAUUAUUUUGGCAAUCCAACAACUUUAAUGUGCAAUUAUAAAGGAAAUGGCAAAAGAGAACUAGGAUAUGCCUAUGAUGAAAUUAUUGCUAGGUUCAAAAUUAAUUUUUUUUAUAUUUUGUUUUUGAAAUUAAUAUUUAACUAUUAUAUUAAAUAUAUUUCUUAGUCUAAUAAUAAAGUUAACAAUUUAUAUAAAACGAAAUAUUUAAUUCAUUUACAUAUAAAUGUUGGGGUGGAACUCCAUCAACAAAAAACACUUGUAAAUUUACUUUUGGUGAUGGUAUAUGAGAUACAGGAGAAAUUUGUGAUAUCGCUAAUAAUAAUAAUAUCGAUGGAUGUUUUGAUGAUUGUAAUAAAAUAGAAGAUUAUUGUACAAAGGUAGAAGCUCCUAUAAAUUGUUUUUUAAAAUAGUGGAAAUGGAAAAUUAGAAUUAAGUACCUCUGACUUGGAAUAAUGCGAUAUUGGAAGCGGCAUAAGAGGAGGAUGUACUAAUUAUUAAAUUGAUAAUCGUUAUGAUUAUCUCAAUUCUUAUUUAGUAAGAAACUUAAACAAAUGA
Paramecium sonneborni is the source of this 1437-nucleotide messenger RNA. The record is from the annotation of a GenBank genome assembly. NCBI's taxonomy places the organism in Eukaryota, Ciliophora, Oligohymenophorea, Peniculida, Parameciidae.